Molecule: messenger RNA, 912 nt
Organism: Spea bombifrons (plains spadefoot toad)
Lineage: Eukaryota; Metazoa; Chordata; Amphibia; Anura; Pelobatidae
Gene: RLN3
Product: relaxin 3
Exons: 3
Coding region: 13-672 (219 amino acids)
Cellular component (GO): extracellular region
Molecular function (GO): hormone activity
Source: RefSeq, a predicted model, not a curated record
AUAUCGAGGAACAUGCAACGUCCGGCACCUGCCCUCCUGACCGUCCUGUGGCUCCUAGCCUGGCCCGGCGGGACUCACGCCACCUCCAGGGUCCCUUCCUUCGGGGUGAAGCUGUGCGGACGGGAGUUCAUCCGAGCCGUCAUCUUCACCUGUGGCGGAUCCAGGUGGAGAAGGAAUGACCCCAUCCAGACAGACAUGAUUAGAACUGGAAAAAUGUGGGAUUUGUCAAAAGAACAGAUCGGCUUUAAAGGUCCAGCAGGUGACUUGCGAGUCGGGACUAAAUACCACCUAGUUAGUGACCAUAAUCCGAUCCGACCUCUGCGCACGCUCGUCCCCGCGUUCGUCAAGAAGGACACAGGGAGGACUGGUUCCUUCCCUACAGGGGACCCGGCCGAUGUUUUCGGGAACCUCAUCCCCAGCGAUGUGUCUUCAGAGGAAGACGAGAUGUUCAGCGAGUGGGCCAGCAACCUGAGACCCCACAACGGUGACCUAAUGGACUAUGGAGCCUCCAAAGGCUGGCGGGACCCCCCGGGGAGCAGACAUGGCGCAGGGGCCACGGCCGAAGACACCCUCAGGGGCGUGGAGCGGAGGGGGAGGGAGGUGGCGCUGGGCUUGUCUAACACGUGCUGUAAAUGGGGGUGCAGUAAAAGUCAGAUCAGCUCCUUGUGUUGAGUAAGACUCACAGUAUCGGGGAUUAUUAUUAAGAAUACCAGGGGAGGGUUGGUUUCAAGUAUAGCUCGAGCUCCACAGGCGCGACAAUGUAGCUUAUCGGUGUUUAAUUUUCCAUACUGUAAAUAUGGUGCCAUUAUAGACUUGUCUUCUUCACACAACACCUUCAUGUCAUAAAGUGACUUUGUAACGGAAUUUUAUAAUUUUACAAAGUUAGAAUAAAUUGAACCCAUGUCUCCGGCA